Messenger RNA from Limulus polyphemus (Atlantic horseshoe crab), 755 nucleotides. Its product is annotated as membrane metallo-endopeptidase-like 1. Bases 159 to 755 code for a protein of 198 amino acids. Gene Ontology annotation, biological process: protein processing. The record is from RefSeq and is a predicted model, not a curated record. NCBI's taxonomy places the organism in Eukaryota, Metazoa, Arthropoda, Merostomata, Xiphosura, Limulidae. Gene Ontology annotation, cellular component: plasma membrane. The transcript is spliced from 5 exons. Gene Ontology annotation, molecular function: metalloendopeptidase activity.
AUGACUAUCGACACACACAUCGCGAAGGAGAGAGAUCGGUCGUGGUACAGCUGGAUCCCGAGACUACAAGCUACUAGUGGCCCUUCGAGCGUAAAACUCAAACCCCACCUGGACAUCAACAUUUCCAUCAACCAGCAGAACACAACUCCUCUGCAGAUAUGCCGGUUAACGUCACGCAAAGCCAGCUCACGCUCACGAGCACAGCGGAGACGGAGAAGUUCAGAAAUCCGCCUUGGUGGAACAGACGAAGCCGUCUGGAGAGGACUUUAUGUGGAGUGACGGCAGUAUCCCUCGUCAUGUUUCUGGCUAUGGCUGUAGCCUUGGCUGUUGUUGGUUUCCAGUACCAAAGAAACGUGGACGACAGGGUGACGGUUCGACUUCCAUCUAAAGCUGACAGGUUGGUCGAAGAACGACAAGAAUCUAACGAGAAAAGAGAAAUCUGUGAGAAGAGAGGCUGCGUGAUUGCAGCGGCAAAUUUGCUUCAAAACAUCGACGAAUCGAUAAAUCCUUGCGAGGACUUUUAUCAAUUCUCUUGUGGUGGAUGGAUCGAACGGCAAGUGAUUCCAGAUGACAAGUCUGCCUUGUCUGUGUUUUCACUACUUCAAGACGAAUUGGACAAGAAACUUAGAGAAGAUGUUUCCACAAAAAUGGAUGGUAUGAAUGAGACGAAUUGGACAAGAAACUUAGAGGUAAGGAUUGCUAUUCAUCUUGUUAACAGAAGAUGUUUCCACAAAGAUGGAUGGAUGAAUGGAUAG